Sander lucioperca (pikeperch) is the source of this 1374-nucleotide messenger RNA. RefSeq names its product CD209 antigen-like protein E. The record is from RefSeq and is a predicted model, not a curated record. Bases 108 to 680 code for a protein of 190 amino acids. The transcript is spliced from 6 exons. Gene Ontology annotation, cellular component: external side of plasma membrane. Gene Ontology annotation, molecular function: signaling receptor activity; carbohydrate binding. Gene Ontology annotation, biological process: biological process involved in interspecies interaction between organisms. Lineage: Eukaryota; Metazoa; Chordata; Actinopteri; Perciformes; Percidae.
CUCUACUCUGAACAUUAGUUUUGAGAACUUACUAGUCGACGGACUAUGUAAAUCAACCUGAUGCAUCAGCAAGAAGUUCUGGCCAGGACACAUGAGUGACUGCUGCUAUGCCUAGGAGAAAACUGUAUAGACUGGUUGCUGUGAGCUUUGGACUCCUGUGUGUCCUACAAGCUGCUCUCAACAUUUCCCUACGUCUCUACACCUCUGACAGUAAGACAGCAGAUAUAGAGGUCUGCUGCACAAACCUGACUUGUGAGCUGAAGAGAGAACUGUUUAACUUUGAUCACUAUUUCCAACAAGGAUGGGUGUAUUUCCAUCCCAGUUUCUAUUACAUUUCUUCCAACAAGAAAUCCUGGCAGGAGAGCAGAGCUGACUGUCUGCGGAGAGGUGCAGACCUGGUCAUUAUAAACAGCAAAGAAGAGCAGGAUUUCACAAGAAAAUUCCACAAGCUCACAUGGAUUGGACUGACUGACAGAGAAACCAAAGGGACGUGGAAAUGGGUGGAUGGCACUCUGCUGACCAAAAGUUUCAGCUACUGGAAUCCUGGGGAGCCAAAUGAUUUUGAAGGCAAAAAUGAAGACUGUGUAGAAAUAAAGUUCCAUGACGUGGAGAACAGUUGGAAUGAUAUACCAUGUGGAGAUCAAAACUUCUGGAUCUGUGAAAAGAGGAUAGCUUCAUAACUCACCAUAUAAAACUCUGAAAAGCUGAAAUUCACUUAAUGUUUAAACUGAAAGCACAAGUUCACAUUUCACAAUCCUUUGACUCUGUGCGUAGGAGUCAGUUGGAUGUUGGAUGGAGGAAUGAUGUAAUGUUGAGUUUUUGACUUCUAGUAGCGCUACGGAGCUGUUUUUAUAUGACUGGGUUCCCGUUUUGUCCUCUUGAACGCGAACAAGGACACACAUGCACAUAUAUAGAUACAGAAUCACAGCAAUGCACCAACAUAUGCACUGAAGGAGAAGAGUGCUUGCUAGUAAAAAUGAAUGCAAACAAUGCAGGUUCCAAACAAGUGUGUUGGUAGGAAGGAAAUGUACUCAUCACAUUUUGUUAGACCGCAAUGAUCCAGGGCCCCUUUAAUUACAGUACAUGCAUACCUUAUUUUAUGGAGGUGCUGCUGUAAGGCUCUAUUUGACUAAAUUAUUACACUGACUUAUUUGUAUGUACAAUGUUACUGUAAAGUAAAAGCAAUGCACGGAAUAAGUUAGCUACCCAUGUCUUUACAGGGAUAAUAACAAUUGAAUGUGUGUAUGUGUAAUGUAUGUUGAAAGUGUUGUUUCCACAGAUGCUUUGAACCCCAUCUGAUCAUCCAGAGGGUAUUAAAUUAAUUAACCAACAUUGUUACUGUCCAUAUCUAAUAAUAAACACUUUGUCAUUUAA